This is a messenger RNA of Darwinula stevensoni, 684 nucleotides long. NCBI's taxonomy places the organism in Eukaryota, Metazoa, Arthropoda, Ostracoda, Podocopida, Darwinulidae. The record is from the annotation of a GenBank genome assembly.
AAUCAGUACCAUCUAAACAACGUCAAUAAGAUUGUUAUUACUCGACCUCAUGUCCCUGUAGGACGUGACAUUGGCUUCCUUAAGGGUGACCUACAUGAGAAGACUAUGCCUUGGGCCUUGCCAGUCUUAGAUGUACUAGAGCGUCACCUGACUAAGGGUGUAGUAGAGACUGCACUACGGAAUGGUAAUAUUGAGAUUGCUCCUCUAGCACUUAUGAGGGGUCGAUCCUUUGAGGAUACUUUCGUUAUUGUAGACGAGACACAGAAUAUAACACUGCAAGAAGUCAAGAUGCUUGUUACCCGUAUUGGAGAAGGCUCUAAGCUAGUUCUUAAUGGUGAUAUUCAACAGAGUGACUUGACAGAGACGGAUGGGCUAACUAAGUUGGUACACUACGCUAAGAAGUAUCUACUACCUAUUCCUAUCGUUGAGUUUGGUAUUGACGAUGUGAUCCGUAGUGAUAUCUGCCGUUCAUGGAUUAAGGUGUUCACCGAGGAGGAAGGGGAGUUUGAACGGGUGGAAAGUCUUAAGAUCGACACUUUCGAUGCGGUAAGUAAACCUAGUCACUACAACCACGGGGAUGGUAUCGAGUGUAUCGACUACAUCCGUCAAGUCUUGGGUAAAGAAGGUUUCAUUGCUUACUGUCGUGGUAACCAGAUUAAGUACCAACACAGGGCUAUGUACAAA